GGGCCAGGCCGAAGGCCGCGAAGGACAAUUAUUGUCUACUAUGCUCUGUAUGUCUAAGCACGUGAAUAAGUUUCUACUCAAUUGAUUACCGCCAAUUCAGUCGCGAGUGCAAUUAAUUACCGAGACUAGCGCCGGCAAUCAGUUUGUGAUCCGGGUGAUUUGAUACAAUUUCGAUUGAUUUUGUGGGGCUGGUGUUUUUCUCGAGUCUCUGACGGAUAGAUCAAAUUACCAGAGCACGUCCACCGAAAAUCCAAGGCGAUGGGAGUCGACGUUCCAAUCCCUUCGAACGAGAGACUUCAAGAAGACCUACAAAACCUGAAGGAAUGGAUGUCCAAAGAGCCACAUCUGCCGAAAAUCGACGACGACGCCUGGCUGAUGACGUUUUUAUACAACAAUAAAUUCAGCCUCGAAAAGACCAAGUUCAAGCUGGAGCGCUACUACACCUUCCGCACGAAAUUCCCCGAGAUCCUGAAAAACCGGGACCCUGACGCCCCUGAAAUUUUAAGCAGCUGCGAGAAUGACCCCAUGGCACUCUCCAGCGAGAAAACAGAGGACAACUCUCGCAUACUGUAUAUUAGGUACGGGGCCGACGCGAGCAAGCUGGACGCGACGCAGUACGCGAAGCGGAUCUUCAUGCUCCUGGACUCGAUGCUCUUAAACGAGGAGGACCGAUUGGCCAGUCUGAUCUCCAUCACGGAUUUCCGGCAGUUCGGCCUCUCGCACAUCCUCAAGGUGACGAUGGUCCUGGGCAAGAUCGCCGAGGUCUUCACCGACGCCUACUCGGAGCGGCUCCGAGCCGUCCACCUCCUCAACGUCCCGAGCUUGGCCGAGAAGUUCAUCGAGACCAUCAAGACUUUCUUCCCGAAGAAGAUCUCCGAUAGGUUCUACGUCCACUCCUGCCCGGAGAAGACGCUCCUCGCCAUGGUGGACAAGAGUGUCGUCAGCCGGGAUUUCGGCGGCGAUGGACCCAGUUUGACUGAUCUCCAAGAUUCCUCGAUGAAAGAGAUACGAAAGCAAAAGAAAUGGUUCGAGCUGCAAGACGAAGUUUGCACAAACGAGGCGCUUCGACGGAUGGAUGAUAAAAAAUUGGAAGAAAUGAAGGGUUCCUUCAGAAAGUUAGAGGUCGAUUAAGAAAGCCAUGGAAGUCUAUUGGUUACUUAAACAAUGUUUCACUAUAGCCGAUCAAUAGGCACAUUUCAACUUAUUUUCCAAAAAUCUCUUCUACAAACUCUAAUAAGUUAAAACCAAAGUAUCGGAACUCGAUUCACAAUUCAAUUUGACUUACCAAAUGCUAUAUUGCGCGAUCGGAUGAUAAAGUCUACAGUUUAUAGUUUUCUAAGGAGAUUUUUAGGGAACAGCCAGUCAAAAUUUGUCUCUAGACGUUCUAUUCUUCCGUUCUUUGUUUAGAAGUUUAAAAAAUAGGAAUUGGACUGCUUUUUGCAAUUAGGAAUCACAAUUUUCGGCUUGUUUCCGAAUCAGCUUAUGUGCUUUUAGCUCCCCUUUACAGAUAGGUGUUUUCAUCCGUGAGCCUGAAAUUUUAGUUCCUUAUUGCAAAACGCAGUCUAAUUUUGGCUGAUUUGUUUGUAUCUCAAUGUUUGGUCACGCCCGGUACAGAUUAUCUGAAAAUAGAGGUGUGUGGAUAUGAGGAGAUAUAGUAGUUUUUUACGAGUUUUUAAAUUUUACCUUGAUUUUUAUGUAGAAUGUUCAUUUUUCCGAAAAUCCGAGCAGAUUGUACAAUUUAUUUCCAACUGCGCGUUUUCCAAUGCCCAACUUUGAAGAACACUUUUGUUUACUUUUGAAGACUUAAUCCAGCACCAAAGAAAACAGGCUUAUGAUUUAAGUAUAAUUUUAGUAAAACCACCAAUUAUUUUAAGUUUUUCAAUCCGGAUAAAUUUUUUUUGGACCGCUCUGUCUCCUCCGGUUUGAGAGAGUCUCCCUUUUGAUCAUAAGAGGGAGAAAAAAAAAUAGAAAAAAAAAACCGUUUUGUUUUAGGAUUAUUCAUCAGUAAGGAUAAGUUUCUAUCUUAUAAGUAAGUACAAUAGUGCUUAGUCUACACUAUUUUACGGGGAAAAUAAGGCCCAAAAGUUCAAACUUUUCAGUUGGAGUAAACAAUUUUUAGCUCCAAUGACUGCAUGUACAAGACUGAGGGGGAGAGUGCUCAACUAGGCAGUUUACUAUGGAAUAUGAACACUCUGCCCCCUAAGUCUUUACUGGUACUUAUUAGAGCUCAAAAUAUUUGACUCUAAUUGCAUUUUUUUAGCUUUUUGGCCUUGUUUUUCCCGCAAACUAAUAUUGACCUAGCACACCUUGUUAGUUACAUACGUUCGGGCUACGUUUUUUUAGUGUUUUUUUUAUCUAUUUUAUGGACGUUGAAUUUGUAUUUAUUGUUAAUUAAAUUUAAAAUGGAUACUUUUACGGAGUCCCGUCA
Messenger RNA from Bemisia tabaci, 2428 nucleotides. NCBI's taxonomy places the organism in Eukaryota, Metazoa, Arthropoda, Insecta, Hemiptera, Aleyrodidae. The record is from RefSeq and is a predicted model, not a curated record.